Molecule: messenger RNA, 4487 nt
Organism: Uranotaenia lowii
Lineage: Eukaryota; Metazoa; Arthropoda; Insecta; Diptera; Culicidae
Product: ABC transporter G family member 20
Exons: 12
Coding region: 1500-3662 (720 amino acids)
Cellular component (GO): membrane
Molecular function (GO): ATP binding; ATP hydrolysis activity; ABC-type transporter activity
Source: RefSeq, a predicted model, not a curated record
UCCAUCAGUCUCGGAUCUGCAUUCGGUUCGUGCAGGUGUGCUUUUCAGAACCAGUCUCCUUGAUAGACUAGCUAGCAUAGCUUAAGGCCCCCUCGAGUUGGUGGUUUAAUCCCCAUGAAGUUUACUUACUUUUUCUACUUAAAUUUGGCUUGAAGUUGGUGUUUAUGGUGUUCUUUUGAAAACUGUUGAUCCUAGCAUUUCUAAAUCUCCGCGAAAGGUUCGCUUUUGCUGUUUGCUCUGUCCAGUGGCUUUCUAGAAGAGAUCUUUUGCCAAGAAGUUGGGACGAUAGUUAGUUUUGCAAUAGUGCUCACUUCAACCUCUAACGGUGGCGCGCAAAUACCACACGGUUUGGAUUAUUGCAACGUACCACAAGUGUGCUCUCAUGUGGUGUAUGUCGUGAAAAAUGCCGCUCGUCAACCGUCUUGCGCUUAUGGUUUUGCCUUUUGGAAAAGCCUGAGAAUAUAAAUAAAAAAUAUAUUUAUAAAAAAAGCUUCAGAGUGCAAAGAAGUAGAAUAGAGCAAUAAAGCUGGAUAGUUUUGUACCGUGAUCGGUUUGCGCAGUUACAACUCUCUCAGUGAUCGACACCGAAAUCAGCGACUUUUAGUUCGUCAUAGUGAAACUGCACGAAACAAAACGGCUAAACUCGUGAAGUCUCGGAAAGUAAUAGUGAAACAUUCAUUGAAAGGUGCGCACGAGAACUGUCCAAGCGAAUCAGUGUGUACCAAAAGUUCGGAAAAGAAGAAGAAAUACCAGAAGCAAACGAAGAAUAAGAGGUGAAGGUAAAUUCAAAGUGUGUAGAUUGUACAGCACGGCAUAUCAUAUUUUGGAACACACCCCAUCUUACUGCCAGUAGUGGUUGGUCAGCAAAGAUUUAACCUUAACCGCACGGCGAGAUAAAUUGCUCAACAAUUGUUCGAAUCGUGAAGAAAUUGGUGCUGCUUUAGAGUGUGGCUAGUGUGUGGACCAAGAGUGCGAUUAGCCAAUAGUGCGACGAGUUCAAGUUGACUUCUGCUGAGCGGUUUUUUUUAAUUCAAAGUUGUUUCGCUCCUUUCAGACCUUCUCGCGUACAAACGAGUGACACCCUGUAAGGGGACAACAACAACGACGCUCAUUGAGGUCCGACAAACGCUUGUUCAUCUCGUUGCAACAUUUGAUGACUUGCAUGCUUAAUUCAAAUCUCAGAAAUCUGCAAUAGAAACAGAGAAAAAAAACCCCACACUGAACAAGCGCAUCGUCUUCGCUGUUUGCUUUUGAUUUGCAGUGCCAUCGAUUUUGCAUAACCAUCGCUGGAGACCGUUACAAAAAAAAGUCAACCGCGAAACUUUAAAAUUAAUUCAUUCACUGGAGUCGGAGGACUGCAGUAAGGCAUCAGCCAUGCUGCCCUUCGAGAGCUAUCGAUAAAAUCUGCAAAUUCAACUUUUUCGGCUUCUAACUAUCAGCAAAUUCCAAACACCAACGAGAGGGGAAGCGAGCUGCAGGAACUUUCAAUCACCACCAAAAUGACCGCCGUGGAAGUUCACUCAGGCUAUAAAUACUAUGGGAAGUCCAACGACCCAAACAAAAAGAUUGUACUGAAUCACCUGAACAUGAGUGUCACCAGAGGAUCGAUAUACGGUCUUCUUGGGGCAUCAGGAUGUGGUAAAACAACAUUACUAUCGUGCAUAGUCGGGAGAAAAUUUUUGAACGAUGGAGAAAUUAGCGUGCUCGGGGGAACGCCCGGAACCCCCGGCUCUGGAGUCCCUGGACCGAGAAUCGGUUAUAUGCCCCAAGACAUUGCCCUGGUGGAGGAGCUAUCGAUCAAAGAAACGAUCUACUACUUUGGCCGAAUAUAUGGAAUGUCAACCGAGAAGAUCAGGGAACGAUUCAAAUUACUAAAAGAACUCCUCGAAUUGCCGUGCAAUGAUCGACACGUCGGACAUUGCAGUGGAGGCCAGCAGAGACGUGUUUCGUUUGCUGCUGCCAUGGUCCAUGAACCCGAACUGCUGAUCUUGGACGAACCGACUGUCGGUCUUGAUCCCUUGCUACGAGAGAGAAUAUGGCAAUAUUUAGUCGACACUACGAGUACAAGCAAACUGGCUGUGAUUAUUACCACCCAUUACAUCGAGGAAGCGAGACAGGCUUCUUGUAUUGGGUUGAUGCGAAAUGGCAUCCUGCUAGCGGAAGAUUCGCCAAGCAACAUUUUAGAAAGGUUUAGCUGUUCAAAUCUCGAAGACGCCUUUUUAACGCUCUGCCAAAAACAUGGCCCAUCAGAAGAGGCCGAUCAGACGACUCACAAAACGCACACGUUGCGCAGUAUAAAAUCGAUCGACGAUUCCGGUUUCAAAAAAACCAUCCCGCCAUUGACGUCUCCCAGUGAUGAGAAAAAAGAUCUGGGUAGGGGUUUGUAUGAGGAAAAUCUCAUUGCCAAAACCGUAAAACAGCUCAUGAGCAUCACGACAAAGCGAAGAAUGAAUGCCCUGCUUUCGAAAAAUUUUCUACAAAUGAUCCGGCAACCCGCUGGAAUGGUAUUUCUGUUCCUUUAUCCCAUAUUUCAGUUGGUAAGUUUUUACGUAGCUAUAGGUGGUAAUCCGAAAGAUAUUCGGCUAGGGAUCGUGAACGACGAGGUGUACAACAUCGAGGACUGCUUCAACAAAUCGCUCAUCACGACCUUCUUCCACGACGAUUAUGAUUGCGAUCUAUAUAAAACGUCUUGCCGCUUCCUGGAACACCUUAACAGGAGCAUCGCAAUACAGGAAUAUUACAACACCUUUGAAGAUGCCCACCAGGCAGCCAAGCAAGGAAAGGUUUGGGGAUUCAUCUAUUUUGCCAGAAACUUCACCGAAUCGUUACAGGAUGUGAGGGACAAUGUCCGGGAUGCGGAUCCCGGCUCGUUCGAGUCAUCCGAGAUUAAGGUGUAUCUGGACAAAUCCGAUCAGCAGGUGACUUUCUUCCUGGAGAAAAAACUACUGGAAACGUACCGCGAAUUCGCAGAGGGCAUCAUGUCCGAUUGUCAUCUACCGAAGCAGCUAGCGAAUAUUCCUAUUAGCUUCGAGGAGCCCAUCUACGGUACCUUCAAUGAUGAAUUUACCGAUUUCAUGGCACCAGGAGUAGUGAUGACAAUGAUUUUCUUCCUCGCCACGUUGAUAACUGCUACCAUAUUCAUCACCGAUCGAUUGGAGGGAGUUUGGGAUCGAACACUGGUGGCCGGCAUCACAACCCUCGAACUGCUACUGGCCCAUAUCAUAACGCAGACAUCCAUUAUGUUGCUACAAUGUGUGGAAAUCAUUCUAUUGGCGACGUUCAUCUUUGAUGCACAGAAUCAGGGUAGCAAUAUAACGGUCGUUGGAUUGCUAAUGCUAUUAGGCUUCGCAGGGAUGCUAUACGGCCUGCUGAUAUCCAUUUUCUGUGAUGCUCAUUCCACUGCCAAUUUUAUGGCAACUGGAAGCUUCUAUCCUAUGAUAAUCAUGUGUGGAAUUCUGUGGCCAUUGGAAGGAAUGCCCGGCUAUCUGCAGUAUUUAGCAUACGCUUUUCCCUUUACCGUCCCGUCGAUGGCGGUUCGCAACGUUCUCACCAAAGGCUGGAGUAUAACCAAUUCCCAGGUUUAUAUGGGCUACGGAGCUGUCGGCAUUUGGAUCUUCAGUUUGCUGCUGCUGUGCCUCAUAGGGUUAAAAAUUAAAAAAUAAAAUCAGACGAGCUGACACCACCAGGCAAAUUCUCUGCUCAAUGAAUAGCAUUUUAAAAAUAAUUUACUUUGGCUUACAUACAUUCAUAACUAGAUUAAAUUUAAAAAAAAUCCGUACAACAGGUGAACAAGCGGAAAAAUAGGCUAUUGCAUAGAAUUGCAGGUUAUUGUGCAGGCUUAUAGGAAUAUUUCAUAGAAGUAUUAAUAACUGGCGUGCGAAGGAACCCUGCUUUAGAAGCAUUCACGAUUGAUUAAUGAGUUCUCUCUUAAAAUCAUUGUUCAAAUUCAGGUUAAUUAAUCCAAAACAAAAGUCUAAUAUCACUAGCAUCAAAGAGAUAUUGUACAGGAUUAUUUUCUUUAAAAUAUCAAAACAAAAGUCUGUUAUUUAUCGAUUGUAAGUCUAUCGACAUAUUAAUGUGUGAGAAGGUUUGGAUGGUUAGUUAUUUAUUUAAAACAGAAUAAAGCAUAUAAGAAUUAUUUUCAAAAGUGUACCAACAGUUAAACCUCAUAAGGAUUUGUUGAGAAAUUAUUUACAUUUAAUCAGAAUUUAAAGUAGACGGGUUUGAUCGCUAAGUUGCUCAAAAUACAUGAAUAUACUAAUGAAGAACAAUCAUCAGGCCUGGAGAUGCUUUGUAAAAAAGUUUGGUAAGCAUAAACUAGCAAAGGAAACACAAAAGCGAGAACUCGCUUGAUGUGCUAUUUCAUUUUAUGCUUGAGCUUCUCUAAAUUAAUGGAUAUCAGAAAAAGGUUUCCUUGUAAAUAUGUGUGUAUGUACAUUACUGAAGAAUAAUUUGAUAUAAGCUAUAUUUUUUAAUAAAAGCGAAAU